CGCAACCACAGCACCUCGCAGCAUGGCCUUUGUCGUCACUGCCACCGACGCGCUGAAAAUAGCCUGCGAAACCACGCCCAUGACACACGAGCGCAAGCCCCGAGCCGGCCGGCCGCGCCGCAAACCCGCCGCCGACCGAGACAACCAAGCCGACGCCGGCCUCGCAAACGACUUGGCAUCGCUCAAGGUAUCGCCCUCGUCGUCGACGUCGACAGCGUCCUCGACUGCCUCGACUUCAACCUCAUCCACGAAGCCGGGCAAGAAGCGUCCGCCCAAGGCGAAGCCCACUACAGACGACGCGCCUCCCGUCGCGCGCGCCCUCAACGCCAAUGAAAUGAUGCUCAUGCAAUCGCUCAUGGGCAGCUUUGGCGCCAGCACUAUCGCUGGCGACAACAUCAGCAACAACAACCACAGCCACAGCACGGACGACAACGAGCAGCAACCCGUAAUUGAAACUGUGGCCAAGCCACCGAGCAAGAAGGCUGCCAAGUCGUCGUCGGACCCCGUGGACAAGCGCGAUUUUCUCUUUAGUGGUCUACCCGUCGCCGUGCGCAGCCAGCUGCAACUCGACGACGUGGCCCAGUACAGCGUGACGGACAUGAAGACCGCCGCGCGCAUCUCGCACUUCAUCAUGACACUGCCGGGCUUGACGCCCAACAGCGUCAUCACAGACGCGACCGCGUGCGUCGGCGGCAACACGGCGUCGUUCUGCACAUUCUUCCGCUACGUACAAGCCGUCGAAAUUGAUCCGACGCGCUUUCGCAUGCUUGUCCACAACAUGCACGGCGUGCUCACCUUUGUCAACAUCCAGUGCUACUGCGCCAACUACGUCGACGUUGCGCAGCAGUUCCUUCAAGACGUCGUCUUCAUCGACCCGCCGUGGGGCGGCCCCGAGUACCGGACGCGGUCGACGGUCGACCUGCACCUUGGCGAGACGCCGCUCGCCGACCUCUGCGAGCGGCUCGUCGGGCGCACGCAGUAUGUGGUCAUCAAGGUGCCGCAGAACUUUGACAUUGAACGCUUCACGUUCCGCGUCUCGGGCACGGUCAGCUACAUUACCCACUUUCGCAAGAUGGCCAUGGUCGUCGUCGACUACCGCUUCGUCACCGACACGGACGACGGCAACCAAGCGUCGACGGACGUCAACAACGGCACGGACGAUGCGCAGGCCACGUAGCAUGACGUGUAAAGCCAUGCAACACGAACGUCUGAAUCACUCUGCGACGUGGCUCUAUACGCAAAACGAUGCAAAAUGAAUAGACUCUGCGGCGG
This is a messenger RNA of Saprolegnia parasitica CBS 223.65, 1272 nucleotides long. RefSeq lists its product as hypothetical. Gene Ontology annotation, cellular component: nucleus. Gene Ontology annotation, biological process: 7-methylguanosine RNA capping; 7-methylguanosine cap hypermethylation. Gene Ontology annotation, molecular function: RNA cap trimethylguanosine synthase activity; nucleic acid binding. The record is from RefSeq and is a predicted model, not a curated record. The transcript has a single exon. Bases 23 to 1177 code for a protein of 384 amino acids. NCBI's taxonomy places the organism in Eukaryota, Oomycota, Saprolegniomycetes, Saprolegniales, Saprolegniaceae.